Chondrus crispus (carragheen) is the source of this 1086-nucleotide messenger RNA. RefSeq lists its product as hypothetical. Bases 1 to 1086 code for a protein of 361 amino acids. Gene Ontology annotation, biological process: DNA integration. The record is from RefSeq and is a predicted model, not a curated record. Gene Ontology annotation, molecular function: nucleic acid binding. The transcript is spliced from 2 exons. NCBI's taxonomy places the organism in Eukaryota, Rhodophyta, Florideophyceae, Gigartinales, Gigartinaceae.
AUGAGAAAUAAAUCUGAGGCGUUUGCAAAAUACAACUUGUAUGAACAGUUUGCCCAAACGCACACUGGUCGCAAAGUGAAGGUGCUUCGCACUGAUCGAGGGGGAGAGUACUUGUCGACAGAAUUCAAGUCAUAUUUGGAUUCAAACGGUACACAGCACCAGCUCACCACUGCCUACACACCUGAACAAAACGGUGUUGCUGAACGUUUAAAUCGAACCUUGAUUGAUCUUGUCCGUUCCAUGCUUUCUCAUAAACAGGUCAGUAAACGAUUCUGGGCAGAGGCUCUUGCCACUGCAGUAUAUGUACGCAAUCGAGUUACUUCACGGGCUUUGCCAGUUAACACGACUCCCCAUCACAUUUGGAUGAAGUCAACUCCAAAUGUUGGCCAUUUGCGAGUAUUUGGGUCAAAGUGUUGGUAUACAUUACCGAAAUUAGAGCUCCGUAAGCUUGACUUGCGAGCGCGUGAAGCGAUGUUUCUCGGUUAUUCGCAAUGCAGUAAAGCAUACAAACUUUGGGACGGAGAGUUGAGUAAAGUUGUUGUUUCACGAGAUGCCAAGUUUGAUGAAUCGACAUACCUCGAUUUUAACAUCAGGUUAUGGGCCCAGAUUUACGCUACCAUUCGUGACUGGGCCGGUUGUUCAGACUCUCGCAAGUCGACCAGCGGAUAUGUUUUCAAGUUCUGUGGUGGAGCUAUCAGUUGGAGUUCCCGGAAACAGACUGUGGUUGCAACUUCGACGUGUGAAGCUGAGUACAUUGCACUAUGUGAAGCGUGUAAGGAGGCGACCUGGUUGCGUCAAGUUGUUGCUGAUGUCCUCGGACUUGAUUCUGAUCCCACGAUCAUGAUGGCGUGUGACAAUGCAGGGACGAUUUCGUUUGCACAGAAUGAAUCGAUCAACCGUCGCAACAAACAUGUUGAUGUAAAAUACCACUACGUACGAGAUGCUAUUAAGAGAAACAUUGUGCAUUUGUCGCAUUGUCCGACCACUUCCAUGCCUGCCGAUAUCUUAACCAAAGCACUUGGGCGAAUUCUAUUCCAGAAGUUGGUAGAACUUCUGGGGCUUGCAGUGUCCAGUAAAAGCAUGUGA